Lactuca sativa (garden lettuce) is the source of this 735-nucleotide messenger RNA. The record is from RefSeq and is a predicted model, not a curated record. Lineage: Eukaryota; Viridiplantae; Streptophyta; Magnoliopsida; Asterales; Asteraceae.
AUGCUCUCUUUGCGAGACAAAGUAUGGAAACAUAUAUGGAGAACACCUGGGGAUGGAACGAGCAUAAAUUUAUGGUAUGACAAUUGGCAUGCAGUUGGCCCAUUGAUCAAUAUCAUAACGGAAGAUGAAAGGAACAUUCAUAGGCUUCCCAAUGACCUCACGGUGCAUCAGUUUUGCAGUAAUCAUAGCUCGGGGUGGCCUUGGGGAUGGGGAGUUCGGUUUCCUAAUAUCCAUCUCCAGGGUCUUCCUAAUCUCCAAAUUAACAAAUAUGAUGGGGUUUAUUGGAGGGAUUUGGAGGGAAGGAGUGUUGAGUUCUCCCCUACUCAAGUGUGGAAGGAUACUAAGAUAGCUAGCCCGGUCGUUCUUUGGUAUAAGGUGGUUUGGUUUAAGCUCAACAUACCAAGUCAUGCUUUCAUUCUUUGGCUAGCCAUUCAUGAUAGGUUGAUGACCCAGGAUCGAAUGCAUAUAUGGUUGAAACAAAUAAUCGAGUACCAAAUACCCCGCCUUCAAUGCAAUCACAUACAAACAGAAAUUGAGAAACUUGCUCUGCCUGCCACGAUCUAUUUCAUUUGGAAAGAAAGGAACUCUCGCCAUCACAAUGGAAGCACAACUUCCCAAGCAAAACUUAUGAAUCAAGUUCUUAACUCUUUGAAAACUCGGCUAUCUGGUCUUCCCUUCAAAUGGUCCGGCUCCUAUGGAAGAGGUGUACAAAAGAUGGAAAAUCCCAAGGCCUAG